GCGGCGCGCCGGCUGCGCGCACCCCGCACACGGCGCGCUGCCACCGAGGGAGGGAGGGAGCGAGCACCAUGUGCCGGCCAGCGCUCGCCCGGCUGCUGCUCCUCCAGCUGCUGCUGCUCAAGCUGCACCUCGGCAAAGGCGCCGUCAAGGAGUGCGAGGAGAACCAGUUCCAGUGUCGGAACGAGCGGUGCAUCCCCGCCAUCUGGAAAUGCGACGAGGACGACGACUGCUCGGAUAACAGUGACGAGGCGGAUUGCCCAAAGAAAACUUGUGCUGAAUCAGAUUUCACUUGUGACAAUGGGCACUGCAUCCCAGCCAGGUGGAAAUGUGAUGGGGAGGAAGAGUGUCCCGACGGGUCGGAUGAAUCAGAAGCAGCAUGCACCAAACAAGUGUGUCCUCCUGAAAAAAUUAGCUGUGGAGACUUAAGCAACAAAUGCAUCCCGCUGUCCUGGAGGUGUGAUGGGCAGAAGGACUGUGAAAGUGGAAUUGAUGAGGCUGGUUGCACUCCUGCUUGUUCUCCCAACGAGUUCCAGUGCAGUAACAAGUCGUGCAUCUCCAUCAUCUUUGUGUGCGACGGCGACAACGACUGCGGGGACGGCAGCGACGAAAGGAAGUGCUCCCCCCUGACCUGCAACCCCAACGAGUUCCAGUGCAACAACAGCGUGUGCAUCCCGGAGCUGUGGGUGUGUGACAACCAGCCCGACUGCGAGGACCAGUCCGACGAGUCCAUGGAGAAGUGCGGCUACGACGCCAAGGCCCUGAACACGUGCGCGGCACACGAGUUCCAGUGCGGCAACGGGGAGUGCAUCCACCUCAACUGGAAGUGUGACGGUGACGAGGACUGCAAGGACAAGUCUGAUGAGCAGGACUGCCCUCUGGUGACCUGCCGGCCAGAUGAAUUCCAGUGUGGUGACGGGACCUGCAUCCAUGGGGCAAAGCAGUGUGACAAGGUGCACGACUGUCCUGACAACAGCGACGAGGCCGGCUGUGUCCAAGAGUCAGCAUGUGAAAGUCCCAGCAAGUUUCAGUGUAAGAGUGGAGAGUGCAUUGACGGAGGCAAAGUGUGCGAUUCACAUAGAGACUGCAGGGACUGGUCUGACGAGCCUCUGAAAGAAUGUGGUGUCAAUGAAUGCUCGAUGAACAACGGUGGCUGCUCACACAUAUGCAAAGACUUGAGGAUUGGUUACGAGUGCGAAUGCCCGCCUGGAUACAAGCUUCUGGAUAAAAAAACGUGUGGAGACAUAGAUGAAUGUGAGAAUCCAGACGCUUGUAGCCAGAUCUGCAUUAAUUACAAGGGAGACUACAAAUGUGAGUGCUACGAAGGAUACGAGAUGGACACCCUGUCCAAGAACUGCAAAGCCGUAGGCAAGAGCCCAUACCUGAUCUUCACCAAUCGCCACGAGGUCCGUAAAAUAGACCUGGUGAAAAGGGACUAUUCCCGCAUCAUCCCCAUGCUGAAGAACGUGGUGGCGCUGGAUGUGGAGGUGUCAACAAACAGAAUAUACUGGUGUGACUUGUUCUACCGAAAAAUCUACAGCGCCUACAUCGACAAAGCGAGUGACACGGCCGAGCAGGUGAUCCUCAUCGACAGCCAGCUCAACUCCCCCGAGGGACUGGCCAUCGACUGGGUCCACAAGAACAUCUACUGGACUGACUCUGGAAACAAAACCAUCUCAGUAGCCACUGCAGAUGGAAGCAAGAGGAGGACACUUUUCAACAGUGACCUCAGCGAGCCCAGAGCCAUCGCUGUGGAUCCCACACAGAGGUUCAUGUACUGGUCUGAUUGGGGAGACAAAGCCAAGAUCGAGAAGGCCGGUCUGAACGGCGUGGGGCGGCGGGUGCUGGUCACCGACAACAUCGAGUGGCCAAACGGCAUCACCCUGGAUUUGCUGAAUCAGCGUCUCUACUGGGUAGAUUCCAAAUUGCAUUCACUGUCCUGCAUUGAUUUCAAUGGCAGCAACAGAAAAGUUCUGAUCUCCUCUGUGGAUGAUCUGAGCCAUCCUUUUGGCUUGGCAGUGUUUGAGGACAGAGUGUUCUGGACUGACCUGGAGAACGAGGCCAUCUUCAGUGCAAACAGGCUCAAUGGCUUGGACAUCUCCAUUCUGGCAGAGAAUCUCAAUAACCCUCAUGACAUCGUGGUGUUCCAUGAAUUAAAGCAGCCCAAAGCUCCAGAUUCCUGUGAGCUCAGCCCCCAGCCAAACGGAGGCUGUGACUAUUUGUGUCUUCCUGCACCUCAGAUCUCACCCCACUCCCCCAAGUACACCUGUGCCUGUCCUGACAAUAUGUGGCUGGGUCCUGACAUGAAAAAAUGCUUCAAAGAGCUUCCAACCACUGCAGCUCCUGUAGUGGUUUCCACAAGCACAGCGUCCCGUGCUGGCGGCACCACGACCAUCGCUGCUGUACCUGGCAGUGCCAAUGACACCACUGGAGUUGUCCCCAAAGCUGUACCAGAAGCUACAAUCACCACCCCAAGCCUUCAUUUACCUUCCACCACAUCCAUCCUGAUAGACUCUGAGAUGACCACUGGGAACAGCAAUUUGUCACAGCACUAUGCAAAUGACGAUGAAGGCUUCGGUUCAACUGUGACAGCAGCUGUGAUUGGAAUUGUCAUUCCUGUGGUGGUCAUUGGCUUGCUGUGCAUGGGGGGAUACCUCAUCUGGAGGAACUGGAAACGGAAGAACACCAAAAGCAUGAACUUUGACAAUCCAGUUUAUAGGAAGACAACAGAAGAGGAAGAUGAAGAUGAAAUCCACAUUGGGCGAACUGCCCAAAUCGGACACGUGUACCCAGCACGUGUAGCACUAAGCUUAGAAGAUGAUGGGUUGCCAUGAGGAUGAAGAUGCUGCUCCAAUCAUCUGAACACUGAACAAAUCUGCUUUGGAUCACAGAACCUGCUUCUUCUUUUUGGUCAUUAUUUAUGUUGCAGAAGGGUAACCACAAAGUUAUAAUGAACUGCAAACAUCCAAAGGAUGUGAGAGUUUUGUAUGUAUAAUCUUUUAUACACAUUUUAACUUGUUGCACUACCCAUUUGUGAUAGUGAAUAAGCAACAGCUGAGCUACUAACUCAAUGUACAUAACCAGCCAGGCUGAAGGUUCAGUAGCUAUUGCUUUAUUUUAAGACUAUAUUUAUAGAUAUUUUGUAAAUAUGUUGAAUAUGCUUUGUGGCUAUCCAUCAACAUAAGUAAAAUAAAUUCUGUACAGGCAGUUUAGAAAUAUUUAUUAACAAAAUCUGGAUUAUAAGAUCUGUUCUGUAAAUAUAGUAGAGGGGUGAGAGUAUUUAUUUUUUGUAUGUUUGGCUUGCUGUGCAUAGAUUAUCUGUGUAUAUAUCUAUCUGGAUGAGGUAGAUAUAUAGGCAUAUAAAUAUAUACAUAUAUAUAAAUAUAUAUACAUAUAUUUUAAAACUACUAGCCUACAUUUAUGAAAAUUAGGAAUAAUUGAAUUUUUACAGGAUGUUUGAGAAGUUUGCUUUGAAAUCUAAAGACUAUAUAAGAUAGAGCUGUAGUGUAAGUUAGCUGACCAGUGAAGCACUCCUAACAAACAUCUCCUGAUUUCCAUCCUGGUUCUUAAGGGCUGCUUGUACAUUUUCCAGUCUAUCCAUGAAGAAUCCAUGCAGUGCAUUAAACUGGAGAGCUGUUGCCUACAGCAUUUCAGUCAGGAGAAACUCCUACAGCACCCAGGGGUUUUGUGCUGUAUUGUGGCUUUUUUACAGCUUGGUACAAAUCUGAUUUGGUUUUUGUUCGUUUGUUUCUAAAUGUAAAUUUAAAUGCUUUUCCACACUGGGAAUCUUGCAUCUCUUAAAUCAGCUCAGAAUUAGCAGAAACAAAGAUUUAGCCAUAUAUUUCCACACUCCCAAGUGAGCACUCUCCCUGGUUCAUCAGGAAAAUAGCACAGGAACAAAAGUCACUUCCUCCCUCCUUCCCUUGUCCCCUGCUCAUAGUGAUAAAAGCCCCAGUUUUAGGAGCUGCUGUGGCACACACAGAACUCUUCCCAAGUC
Molecule: messenger RNA, 3994 nt
Organism: Melozone crissalis (California towhee)
Lineage: Eukaryota; Metazoa; Chordata; Aves; Passeriformes; Passerellidae
Gene: LRP8
Product: LDL receptor related protein 8
Exons: 19
Coding region: 69-2831 (920 amino acids)
Molecular function (GO): calcium ion binding; protein binding
Source: RefSeq, a predicted model, not a curated record